AUGAAGAAACAAUUCUACAGAGUAAAGCAACUUGCAGAUCAAACAUUUUCGAGGUCUGGCAAAGGUGAGGCUUUAACUGAUGAACUCCAAACAGCAGAUAGAAAAGUAGAACACCUUCGAAAUGCACUACAUUUAAUAAGCAAAAGAUUGGCAACAUGUGCAGGUAACACACAGGGCCAAGACCCUGCAGCACGUGAGAAAAGGCUUAAGAAACUUCCUGAAUAUAUGCUUGGUCUUUCUAUGUGUGAAGCAAGUAAUUUUGAUGAUGAUGAUAGCAUCUUAAAGUAUAUUCUGUAUGAAUGUGGCAAAACGGAAAAAUUUCUGGCCAACGAAAUAGCAGAGCAUGAAUUGAAAGUGGAGCAGCUUGUUUGUGCACCAUUAUCUGCAAUCAGUGAACAGGAUCUCCCAGCUAUUAUGAAGGCCAAAAAGCAGCUCAGCCGACUGAUUAGUGAGAAAGAAUCUGCUACUAGUAAAUAUCAUAAUCUAGAGCGGCAAAAAGAGGAAAAUCCUGCCAAAUUAAGUGCAGCUCGCGAGGAACUGGAAGAGGCGGGAACGCGAGUAGAAGCUGCUCGCGAUGCCCUAGCCGCAGAUAUGUUUGCCCUUGUCGCCAAAGAAGCCCAACUUGCUCACACCCUGCUGCAAUAUGUGAAACUACAGAGAGCAUACCACGAGUCUGCUUUGCAUUCAUUGCAAGACACUGUGCCAGAACUGGAAAGGUUCAUUAAUGAUAGCUCCACUAAGCCAGUUUUCGGAUAUCCGCUGGAGGAACAUCUGCGCGUAACAGGACGGACCAUAGCAUUUCCACUAGAGCUUUGCAUAUGCACCUUACAUGAACUCGCACUCAACGAAGAAGGCCUAUUCAGAAUUGCCGGUGGUCUGUCUAAAGUAAGAAGAAUGAAGCUUUCUUUGGAUGCGGGUUUAUUCACCGUUCCUCUCCCUCGCGAUUACAGAGACGUGCACGUAGUCGCUUCAGUGCUCAAGUCAUACCUUCGUGAACUACCCGAGCCGCUUCUAACAUACCGUCUUUACGAAAAUUUUAUCAACGCAUCGCGCCAACCCUCUGAACAAACACGCUUGAACUCCGUCUGGGACGCUAUACACCUACUUCCGUCUGCUAAUUACCAAAACCUUAGGUAUCUCAUUAAAUUUUUGUCUGCUUUGACGCAAAAUCAAGGCACAAACAAAAUGACACCAUCAAAUUUAGCUAUAGUUAUUGCUCCCAAUCUCCUGUGGGCGGCUGACGAAACUACUCUAGAUAUGUACAUCACGAGCGCAGUCAACUGCGUCGUAGAGUUACUCAUCAAGCACGCCGACUGGUUCUUCAAAGACGAAAUAAACUUCUUCAACACAUUCACCAAAGAGGACUUACUACCAGAUCAAUGCGAAUACGGUUUCACUCCAAACUUCGUUCAUGGCUAUAAUCAAACAGCUGCACUGAGCCAGGAACAGUCCAAUGGAGAAUACAACUCAAUGAGCAAGUCCAUGUUCGAUUAUAACCAUCAGUCUACGCAGCAGAAAAGCAACGCAGACGGACCGGGCCGUCACUCCAGAAGCAACAGUCAUGACACUAGUUUAAUAUUAUUAGAUAGUGAUAUAAAGAAGGCUCAAUCAAACAGUUCCCUAUCCGAUCAAUCUAGUCCACCGCACGGAAGUCCAAAACCUAUAACGAGGCGGAAAAACAAAGCGCCAGUGCCACCCAACUUCACUCCCGAUAAAAAUAAACAGAAAGUGGAGGCUCAAACGCAAGUAACCGACGCUACAAAAGAGCAACAAGUUCCCACCAAGGUCGAGAACGAGAAACCAGCUAAACCACCGCGUCCUGUUAUUUCGGACACGGGCAAAGUCAUUACGGGAGUGCAAACGAUCAACCGUUCUACGUAUCGCCAAAGCAAAGCGCUAAAAGAAGAAGCAGCGAAAAGUGCCAGCCGCGAAAACUUAACCGAUAUACGCCGACAAAGUUUAGAGUUUGAGAAAGAUAAAUUCGACUGUUUGAAAGCUAUCGAUAGUAAAGGGGAUAAGGAAUCAACGUUGAUCGUGAAAAACGUCACGGCGACAACAGGUAUAGUCGGCAGAAUGAAAGUAAUCGGUGAUAUAUCGAGCGGUCCCGCUUCACUUGGAGCGGAUAUUAAGCUAGCACCAACGAAGGUACAGAUAACAACAAAACCAACCGGACAGCCGCCACCACGGCCUGUUGCAGCGCCGAGAACCAUUGUACCGUCGACAACGUCAUCUGGAGUACCGGCUGAAAACGAAUCCGGCGAAGUACAAUUACGACACAAGCCGGCCGUCCCGGAACGUCCGGCGACGUUGCGCCCUCAAAGCUUCCGCGCGCGCACCUCCGCCGACAACACGGACCUCGCACCGACGGUACUAGAACGCACGCACAUAUACACGGUCGAUAAACAGCAUCCAACUGUCAUCCAAGUAGGCGGAAACACGGAUACGGAAGAUACACCUAGGACUACAGUACAACGUACUCACAGUUCUGGUGGGAAGGACGCGGAGUUAGAGGAGCCCAAGAGUUUGAGCAGUGCCAGUCGUCAGUUGUCGCAAUCGGAAGGCAGUAUAACGGAGGCGCCUGUAUCGCCACGAGCGCGACCCCCCCGGCCGAUGGUACCGGCGCCACCGCCACCAGUACCGCCCCCGCAACACGAGAGUACCGACCUCUAG
Parnassius apollo (apollo) is the source of this 2670-nucleotide messenger RNA. The record is from the annotation of a GenBank genome assembly. Lineage: Eukaryota; Metazoa; Arthropoda; Insecta; Lepidoptera; Papilionidae.